UUUUUAAUGAAUUGAAAAAAACAAAUACAAUAAUGAACUUUAAAAUUUGUAUUGUGUUUUUGCAUUUGUUUGUUCAUUUUUGUAUAGCAAAUCCAGGAAUUUGCCAAAAUCCAUCGGAACUAGCCAGACUUCAUAAAGUGUGUUUAGGAUUACUUGGGAGGAGUAGCGGUGGUAUUGUCAAAGAUGCAGUAAAUGAUUGCAUAAGAAAACCAUCCGUGAUCGCGGAUUUUCAUAUUUCUGUUUUGGAUACCUCAAAGAUACUUGAUUCCAUGGUGUGGGUUGAUGAGAUGUCGGAAAACGAAUUUAUAGCAGCGAUAACGGCAAAACUUACUUUUGUGCAACUCGUCAAUAUUUUUGAAGGCGUGCUUAUUCAGACUAAAAGUAUAUGUGGUGUUGAAUUCGACAAAAGGCAGAAAGCAAAAAGGAAAACAGUUAGAGAGUACAUGCUGAGGGAACAAGAGCAAUACAGUCUAACUGUAGUGGAAAUCGAAGAGUUAACUGCACCAUUGCUGGGCCGUGCUAUGUAUUGGGAGGAAUUUUAUAGAAUAAUGGUUCGUAAAAAGUAA
Adelges cooleyi (spruce gall adelgid) is the source of this 566-nucleotide messenger RNA. RefSeq lists its product as uncharacterized. The record is from RefSeq and is a predicted model, not a curated record. NCBI's taxonomy places the organism in Eukaryota, Metazoa, Arthropoda, Insecta, Hemiptera, Adelgidae. The transcript has 5 exons. Bases 33 to 566 code for a protein of 177 amino acids.